This is a messenger RNA of Myzus persicae (green peach aphid), 8201 nucleotides long. RefSeq lists its product as uncharacterized. The record is from RefSeq and is a predicted model, not a curated record. The transcript is spliced from 10 exons. The coding region runs from base 568 to 5832 and encodes 1754 amino acids. Gene Ontology annotation, molecular function: chromatin binding. Lineage: Eukaryota; Metazoa; Arthropoda; Insecta; Hemiptera; Aphididae.
ACCAGCACAGCAGUGCAUUGUUCGCGUCCGUCGGCCGUGGUACCGCGUCACUCGGUGUGCCGCGCGUGCGAUUCUGAUCAUGUCAAAAUCAUAAUAAAUACAAUAAUUCAAUCGAAAAGUUCAUAAAAUUAUUGUGACAUAAAUAGGUGCGAUACUAUUUGACACACGAGUGUGGCACGAAACGCGACGGCUAUGGUGUAGAGUGUGCGAUCCCUCGUGCCGUCCGUCGCGCGCGCUUGUCCGUAUCCGCGUGCACAGUGUUCGGUGCGCGCGCGCGCCCGCGUAUAUAAUAUGUAUAGCGAACGGUAAUAAGUCGCCGCUCGCGGGUCGAGAGAUUGCCGUCGGAGUCGUCGUUCGUUUCCUUGGUGUUCGUUUGAUAUUUCGUUGGUUUUCGAGUGCGUCGCUCGAACGGGGCGCCGGCCACCCCGCCGCCGCCGGUGGCCAAUCAAUGCGUGCCGCUAGUGCCGCCGCUGUUGCUGUCGUCGCCUCCUGUCGACGGCUGCAACACAAGAUUUGAAAAUUACAAUGUAAUCGUGUAAUACAUACGUGUAUUACAAGACAUUCAGUAUGUCAUCUAGAAAAGGCACAGAAACAUUUACCGGUGGUGAGAGUCAAAAAUCAUCAACUUUAUCUAAAACAAAACAAAAAAAGGCAUCUAACGCAAGUGACUCUCCACCAGGACCAAUCAAUUUGACAAAAAAAUCUAUUAAAAAACCCACUCUUUCUCAAAAAACUCUCAAAACUGAACAAAAAAAUGUUAAAACGGCAAAAGUCAUUAAAAAAAAUGAAAAAGAAACUGAAGACUUGGACGAGAAAAAAGAUUUGGUGAAAAAAUUUUCUAAACCAAAGCUAAAAGAAAAAUUAACUGCAAAACCCGUAAAAAAGCCAGCUGUUAAAAAAGGAAAAAAUUCUAAUUCUGCAGGGAACAGUGAAAAAUGUGACAAGUUGCUAAAGACUAAAAAACCUGUAAAAAAGUCUGAAGAUAAAGAAGAAAAGAAACCUAAAGAUAAAGUUCAGAAAGAUAAGAAGGUUAAAGAUGUGAAAAAGAAACCUAUUCCAAAACCCACAAAAAAGAUUGUAGAGGAAGUUGAUUCCACGAAAUCACGCGUGGAGAUUAAGCCAGAUAAAAAAGAUAAACCAAAAAAAGCUAAAGCUAUUGCUAAAAAUAAGGUAAAAAUAAACUCAGCCAAGAAGGUAGAUGACAAUCCCACCAUAGAAUGUAUGGACGUAGUAAAAGACGAAAACCCGGACGAUGUUGCUUUAUUGCAAGUUUUUCAAUUAAAAAAUGGCCCAGUUUGUGAUUUCGAUGGAAGUGUUUGUAAUACUAUUACGAUCAGACAAGAUAAUACUUGUAUAAAAAUUAAAGAAAUAUCAGUUAGCCAGUUGCCGUACUCCGUAAAAACUGAAGAAAAUGAAAAGAUGGACAUUGAGAAAGCACCUGUAAAAAAAGAAUCUAAAAGUAACACUGAAAAUCAAAAUACCGAAAAGCAAAAUUCCGAUCAACAUAAAACUGAAAAACUGAAAACUGAAAAACCAAAAAAUGAAAAACAAAAAUCUGAAAAAGAAAAAAAAGAAAAACAGAAAACAGAAAAAUCUGCAAUAAAACCGGUCAAAGUUGAGAAGAAAAAGAAACCAUUGGUGGUAGAUAAAAUCAAAUCAAAAGGAAAAACAAAAGUAGUUGCACCAAAGACCAAAGUUAAAGGUAGACCUGUUGCCAAGAGACCUAGAGUAGCGUCUCUCAACGCCAUAGCCAAAGUUCAUUGUUUAUACGAGAAUGAAAGUAAAAGUGCACUGAUUGACGCUAUGGCUGCCUCCGCAGCUGCUACAAUAAAUGCGGCUUCUAAAAAGAGUAAAAAAAAACCAGAUGUAGAAAUUCCGGCUAGAAAAGGAAAAAGAACGUCGAAAAGGACAACUCCGGGUUUAAAAAGUGUUGGAAGACAUUGGGAUAUGCAUGAUACAAGUUCAACUAACAGUUCUUCAUCAGGCUUAGAUGACGCAAAAUACGAACCACCAAAAUCAGCUAAACGUACGAAAAAGCAGCCAAAAGUUUCAGAACCAGAGAGCACCGAUGAAGAAGAAGAACCUGAAAAGUCUUCCAAAGAAGUCACUUCACCAACAGGUGGCUCCAAGCGAAAAAGACGUAACGCGGAUACUGUUACUAUGGACCUUAAAGACAUGGUUGUAAAAAAACGCAUGGCAAGUCUAAACGCAUCAGCCAUAUUAGCAGCCAGCUAUUCGACAGAGAAAAAAUCGCCUCCAAAAGGUCAAGAUUGUUCAAAAAAAUCUACCACUAGUUCUGAAAUAUCUUCUGAAAGAUCCGAGCCAGAAGAUGACGCGGAAGAUGAAGAUUCUGACGGGCAUAGAGCGUCUUCUGUCCGUACAGCUCUUCAGCCAACGCCUUUGCCACCCAUUGUACCUCCACCAACAUCCCAACUUGCUGUCAUCGUCAAUCAAGACACAGACGUUACAAUCACUACUGGUGUAUACGUCAAUAGUACUACUCGAUCUACAAGACAUGAGGAAUUUUGUACGAUAUCUGGGCUUCAGUACCGUAUAUCAAGUACUAGCCAUACGCAAACCGAAGCAACAGCUGUGGCUACGGAAACUCUGCUUCAUGCUGAUCACACGCUUACACAACAACCCACAUCGUCAGUACCGAUUCCGUCUCAGCAGCAGCAGCAGCCAGCGGCUCCGCGUCCAUCGUACGCGCCUCUGACCGCGCUGUCCAGCAUGCAGCCGCCCGGUUCGUCGGGCGCUGAUCACCAUCCGCCACCGCAGCAGCCGCUACCGCCGCCUCCACCGUCGCAUCACCGACGCCAUCACCACCAUCACCACCAUGGUACUCCGUACAGCAGCGCGUUUUCCGCGCCACCGCCGCCGACUCAGGCUAACGGUGCAUCGUCCGACACUUCAGAUAACAUCAGCGGCAAACACGAACAACCGGCGCCGCUACCGCCGCCACCGCCGCCGCCCUACGCCCAUGGGAAACAAUUCUAUGAACAUAAACGGUACUACCAACCGGCCGGGCCACUGAUCACACACCACCUGGUGCCGCAUCACGUGCACUUGCACCACCCAUCACACGUGAAACAGUCGCUGGCCCCACCUUUGGUGCCCACGCCGCCGUCGUCGGCCGGCACAGCCGCACCACCGCCCGCUGAGUCAUCCGACACCGAAGUGGUGCCGGUCAGAUCGACAUCGGUGCCGACACCGCCAGGUUACCGGUACCAACCGCAGGGCCCGUACCAUCCACCGCCGCUGCCGUCGUACUACCCGUCGCCGCCGGCAUCGGCCAGUCUCCAGUACCCGCCACCCCCACCACCUCAAGUGCCAGCCCACCACUACCUGCCGGAGCCACCCAACCCGUGCGCAUAUCCCGGUGGGCCUCAUCACCAGCCCGGCUACUUCCAUCACAGCCGUAGCUCUCCGUACCACCACAUACCGUUCCAUCACAGAAGGCCGCCUGCCGCGCCGCCUUACGCACAGGCCGGUGGACCGCCCACUUACUAUCACGAGUACUACGGGCCUCCGCCGCCCGGGCAGCCACCGGCACCAACCGGUUCGCCCGCGGGACAACAGCAGCAAAUGUUGGUGGCCAUAACCAGGCCCGGCGCCGACCGGCCGGACCAUCAUCCGGUAGCGCCGCCGCAGCAGCAGCAGCAUCAGCAAACGCAGCAACAGCAGCCGCCGACGCCGCAGCAGCACCAGCAACACCUGCAACACCAGCAACACCUGCAACACCUGCAGCAGCAGCACCACCACCAGCAACAGCAACAGCAGCAACAGUCCCUGCCGCCGCCGGACGCUUACCCCGCGCCGCAGCCGCUCUACUACUCGCCAUACGGUGCGCCGCCCGGGCCGUCGUGCUACUCGCCCGCCCCGCCCCGCACCUACGCCGUAGACCCAACGUACCAUUCGUGUCCGUGCCCAAUGCAAUCGUGUCCCAAUCCAAAAAACGGACAUACUGGCCCGCUUACUGGUGCAGUCAGUAAGGGGCCAAAACAUCAUUCGACAGUAGUUACACUUCCGCCUGUGGCAUUGGCACUGCCGCAGGAGCCUCCGCGGGCCCAUGGCCCGCCGAGCCCAGCCAGGGGCAGCGCCGGAGUGCCCGGACCACCUCGGUCCGCGAACUCGGGCAGCCCGUGCAAGCAAGUCCCGUGGUGUAUGAGCCCGCUGAGCCCAGCCCGCGCGUCUGUGCAACACCUGGCACCCCAGUCCCCAGCAAUGCUGGCCGCCAAGAACCCCACCUCCGAGUGGAACAACAUCGCCGCCGAAGAGAAGUGCGAUACGACCGGCCUGUUGGCCAUCGGCAAAGUCCUCAGUCAGUCCGUACUGGGCCUGGACCAGCCGAUGGACCACCACGAAGUCGUGGUGCCGAAAGUCGAACCUAUCGACGACGAGCAACAGCCACAAUCGUAUUACAUGCUCAAGGUGGACAUGGCCAGCGAAGAGGACGGCGAUUCUGCGUCGGCAGCCGACAAUGGCGGUGGUCUUCAUCAGACCAUCGACUUGUCGACCAAGUCGCGAGAACGCCUGGAAGUGACUACUACUGUAUACUGCAACACACCGGUCAACAACAACGACGCUAUCAACAAUAACAACACCAUCAGCAACAACAACAAUAACAACAACAGCUAUUAUAACAUAAAAGUAGACGGCGACAAAAUAGUAAUGAAGGGAUCCGCGAAGAGGAAGAAACCCAAUCCCAUGCAAAUCGUCUUGGCGAAAAAAUCGAAAAUCCAAGAAGAAGCCGAAGACGUGAGCGGAAACGGUGACGACGACGUGGUCCCUGUUGUCGUCCCCAAAAACGACGACGACGACUGUAAAGAAAACGUUGAAGAGAUGACUAUGACAACGACGACGACGACGACGAUGACUGUGACGACUGCGAAUGUGACUACACCACCGACAUUGACCGAAGACGAACCGGUGCAGCUGAUUACCGCUGUCAACCGGAAAAACAGCAUCAAAUCGAUGGAGGUCAAGUCCGAACAAGAGAAAUUGGACGAGUGCAUGACCGAAGAAAUAUUGCGGUCGGUGUUGACAGACGAGAGCGACGGCGACGACAUGAUCACCGAGGCUUUUGUCAAGAAAAAAGGCGUGUCGAAGAAAACCAAAAAAGGCAGAAAAGACAGGAAGAAUGGAGGGAACAAGAAAGAAAUGACCGACGCUAUGAAGAGGGAACUGGAACAGAGGAUGCGUGAAGAGUUCGCGCAGCUGUCCCGACUCAAGAACCAAGACCUGGCGCCCAGGUGGUCCAACGGUUGGAUAUGGCAGGGAAAACCGUUCAAACGUCCAGUUUACCUGGAGAACGACGAUACGCCAGUGUUGAGGAAGUGUUACCCGUGCAUGCGUCACAUGCAAGGCGACACUAUAUACGCAAGGGACUGCGUGCUUCUAAAGUCGGGUUCUCGGAAAAACGACUUGCCGUUCAUCGCCAAAAUCGCCAACUUGUGGGAAGACCCCGUCAACGGAGAAAUGAUGAUGUCGCUGUUGUGGUACUACAGGCCGGAACACACGAAACAGGGACGGUUGAAGGAAGACAUGCCCGACGAGCUGUUCGCGUCCAAACACAGAGACGUCAACAGCGUGGCCUGCAUCGACGACCGGUGUUACGUGUUGACGUUCAACGAGUAUUGCAGGCACCGGAAGCACAUGAAGUCGGUACAAGAGAACUUGGUGCUGUGCAAGGCGGUGGUGCCGCCGUUGCGCGAGGCCAACCCGAGGGCCAGACAGCUGCCCGGCGACGGCGCGCCGACCGAUCUGAUAUUCUUCUGCCGCCGCGUGUACGAUUGCCGGCAGAAACGGUUGCUGAAGAAGCCGUCGCUCUGACCAAGACGCUUCCGCUGCCGCCGCCGCCGCACCAUCGUCCUCUUCGUCGUGCACCAUCGCCGACGCCGCCUAAGGUUUCCCACACCACCGUCGUCGCGUCUAUAUUAUUUAUUAUUAUGAUUAUUUUACUAUUAUUACGUAACGUUUCGAUUGUAUUCGCUCUUUUCUUAAAUUAUUAUUAUUUUAUUAUUGUCGAACGUUGCAAAACGUUAAUAUUAUUAUGUGAAAUACCUGUACGACCAAUGUAUGGGCAAAAAAAAAAAAAUGUUUUUAAACUUAAAUUUUUUACCGUUUCGUGUCUUUGCGGGGCCCGAAAUAAACCCCUUCGGACGGGAUCGUCGGCCCCCGAGACUGAAAACGGAUAGCUAUAUUAUAAUAAUAUUGUGUACAUACUAUUAUUAGCGCGCACCCUCAACACUGCUGUGGUGAUCGGGAGAGGUAUUAUUUUUAUUUUUGGAAGACAAAUUAUUUCAAAACCGAUAACGUUUUCGACCAGCGGGGAGGGCGGUUCUAGACGACGAUAAACGAGACACAAACAUCAGUGUCGUUCGUAUAAUGGAUGAAAUUUUUUUUUUUUUUGCGUAUUACUAUGCAGUUUUUUUUACUCGUAUUAAAUCAUAGAUGAAAUGACAACGUACCUAAUUUUACAUUGAUAAACAUUUUUUUCGUACCUAAAUUUUGUUUUACUUUUCGGAACCAAAUCGUGUUUUCGAUAUAAGAAAUAUUGCACAAUUACACACACUCGUUCGUCGUCUGCGCGCGCUACAUAAUUAUUAUGUAUAAUAAUAUUAUAUUUGUGUAUAAUUAUAAUAUAAUAUAAUGGCCUCACGCUCCGCUCUACCACCUACCUCUUCUUUAAUUCUCAUCGAGUCUUAUUAUUUGUAUUUUUACGGAAAUUAGUUGAUUUUAUUUUUUAUUAUAAUAUUAUUAUUAUUAGCAUUACUACUACGCAUAUAAUAAAAUAUUACUAUGAUUUUUCGUACCAUGUGCGCAUUAUAUACACAUUGUAAUUUAUACAAAAUAUUAUAUAAUAUACCGAUGAUGAUGAUGGGCACAUUUCGGUUACUUGCUUGCCGAGCGUUUUAUACCGUGGUCCUCUCGCGUGGUAAUUGAAUCGAUACAAAACCCCCGCCGAACAACGCACCCCCUCACCACCAUACAGUCUUCUUCGCUCUAUUUUUUUUCUCUGUAGUCCUAUGUAUAGAUGACGCCUGUUCACUUUAUCUGUUUCACUAUAUUAUCAUAAUAUAUCUUUCCAAUAAUAUUCUUCAAAUCAUACACUUGCACAUAAUAUUAUAUCGAAUUUAACCAUUCAUCGGCGAACAGAUGACAACGAUACAAAUAUAUGAUAUUAUGAUAAAAAGAAUAUCAUAUCCUCCCUGACCUCGCGUUGUACUUCGCUAUUGUUUCCACAUAUCCACUAAUUAAUAUAAGAAUUAUUAUCGUUUGCCGGUGGUACGACUGAUAGGGGUAGGUGUAACUACCAACUCGUCGACUUCGAGCCACGCUUUCCGUUCACCUCACCCGCCGCCCAUCAAACCCACUCGCACCUAAGUAACGACUCGACGACGAAAUACAUAUUAUACAACAACUUUUGUGUAUCGAUACAUUGAAAGGCCCGGUCGGCGGUAUAUUUAUAUACAUAUUUUGUUUUUUACUUCAACGCUUUUUUUAUUUAUUUAUUUUUUCUUUUUAGUUUAGUCGCAUAAUUUCAAAGUUUUUGCUUUAUACAAAUGUGUUGUUAUAGAUUACAAAAAAAAAUUUUUUUUUAAUAUUACAUAUUAUAUUUAAAUAAUAUUAUUAUUAUAUUAUAUUAUUGAUUCCUAAUAACCAAGUAUAAUAUGAUAAAUGUUAGAAAAAAAACGACAAACGAUUAAAGAAUUUGAUUAAGUGAUUAAAAUUUAAUAAAAUGAUAUUUAAAAAAAAAAAAUUUUAAAUAUAUAUAUAUAAACACUAUAUAUGGGUAUAAAAUAUUUUAUUUUUAGAUAUUUAUGAUGUGUAAAUGGACCAAUUUUUCGUGUAUAAACUUUUUUUCAUCGUUCACAUAGUUCCGGACGGACGCAUGUAGCUUAAAUAUUAUAUUUAUUAGAUAAAAGGUCAUUUAGUUCACAAUAAAUUCAUGUAGUUAUGAUUUUUUUUUUUCCGGAGUGUAAUAUUUUGUGUUAUUAUAUCAUUAAUAAUAAUAGCAAUUCAGUUAUAUUAUAAACACACACGCGUACAUAUUAUUAUACAAAAAUAUAUUAUGUGUACUUAGAAUGUUAUCAAUUGACAUCCCUAUAUAUAAUAUUGUUUGGAUUAAGUCACAUUUAUUAUAUUGUAUAAUUUUGACAUUCAUUGAAAGUAUAAUAUAACACUGAUAUUGUAAGAAA